Molecule: messenger RNA, 894 nt
Organism: Penicillium lagena
Lineage: Eukaryota; Fungi; Ascomycota; Eurotiomycetes; Eurotiales; Aspergillaceae
Exons: 1
Coding region: 1-894 (297 amino acids)
Source: RefSeq, a predicted model, not a curated record
AUGGAUACACAAGCCUACCUAAUACGUCACGGCUGGUCCGGCCCCGGCAACCCUCUGAACCCGAACCAGCGACCCGGUCCACACGGCGGACUGGGCCUCACACGGCCGAUUCUCGUCGCCCGCAAACAGAACAACCACGGCGUGGGCAAAAAGACGACGAAGGAUCCGACGAAUCAGUGGUGGUUGCGUGGAUUCGAGGAUGCGCUGAAGGGCAUCGGCGAAGAAAAUGCUGACGCGAAGCGUUCGAAUAAUGCGCUGACCAGCGAGCUGUACCGGUUCUUCGUGCGGGGCACAGGGCUGGCUGGAACGAUUGCGGAGAGGGAAAAGGAAAAGCAGAAAACUGAAGCCAAGGUGAAGGUAAAGCGGAAGAGGGAGGCCGAAGAUGAUGGGGACCGCCAGGCCAAGAAAGAGAAGAAAGCUGCUCGCAAAGAGGAGAAACGGAAGCGCCGCGAGCUCAAGAAUGGAACUACAGAGACUGGCUCUACGCAGUCGUCGAGUGAGACCUCCAACUCAGAGAAAUGCAAGGAAAGCAAAGAGGAGCGGCGACUGAGGCGGAAAGAGAAGAAAGAAAAGAAGGAGAAAGAAAGACGCAAAUUAGACGGCGACGGUGCAGUGGAUGCUGCAAAGAAAGCAAAAAACACCAAGCAGUCAGCCGUCGAGGAAGGUUAUCCCACACCCAUGUCAACAGACACCGAUUCGGACUCAGGCCGACUGGACUCUACUGCGACGGACGACGACUCUGCACGGACAAAGGAGAAGAAAGACAGCAAAGAGAAACGGACAUCUCGAGAGAGCAAGAAGUCCAAGAAGAAAGAGAGCGGGGCGGAUGUCGAAUCCAAGGGGACGAAAAAGUCCAAGAAAGACAAGAAGACAUCCGAGUCUAAAGAUGUCUGA